GCUGACAUGAAAGCUGCUGUGUUCACCUGCUGUCUCAUCUUGCUGCUUUGCAGCCCUGCGGCACCAAUGUGCUUGGCCACUGACUACACUUUGUAUGUGGAAAAGCCUGAGUGUGACUAUUGUGUGGCUAUCAACACCACCAUUUGCAUGGGAUAUUGCUAUUCCAGGGACAGCAAUGUCAGGAACUUAUUCGGCUCGCGCUUCCUGAUCCAGGCAGGCUGCACCUACGACAAGGUGGAGUACCGAACGACACAGCUGCCCGGAUGUCCUAGAGCAGCUAGUGCCGCUUUCACCUACCCGGUGGCCCUCAGCUGCCGCUGCGGAGCCUGCCAAACUGACACCAACGAAUGCACCCAUAGGGCAGGCAUGGGCAGCACUGCAUGCACCAAACCGGUUAGACACAUGUACCCGUACCCUCAGAACUACAUGCUCUUAUUCUGA
Messenger RNA from Nerophis lumbriciformis (worm pipefish), 441 nucleotides. The record is from RefSeq and is a predicted model, not a curated record. Lineage: Eukaryota; Metazoa; Chordata; Actinopteri; Syngnathiformes; Syngnathidae.